AUGGCUUCCACCACAGUCAAUGUUGUGAGGUACACCGCUCUCCUGGGCGGCGUUUUCUACGGCAUUGUCCACCGCCGUUCACUACAAAAGGCACACGACGCCGAGGUCAAGCACCACGCCAUCCACGAGCGCGAGCAUCUGAUUGAGGAGGCGAAGGUGGCAUGGAAGAAGAAGCAGGAAUCCAGCAAAGGCGGUGUGGUCACCAACCCUGAAGACCCCAACUUUGACUUGGAGAAGCUGAUCGCGAAGUGGGAGUCGGAUUCAAAGUGA
Dichomitus squalens LYAD-421 SS1 is the source of this 270-nucleotide messenger RNA. RefSeq lists its product as uncharacterized. Gene Ontology annotation, molecular function: proton transmembrane transporter activity. The record is from RefSeq and is a predicted model, not a curated record. Gene Ontology annotation, biological process: proton motive force-driven ATP synthesis. The coding region runs from base 1 to 270 and encodes 89 amino acids. NCBI's taxonomy places the organism in Eukaryota, Fungi, Basidiomycota, Agaricomycetes, Polyporales, Polyporaceae. The transcript is spliced from 3 exons.